Molecule: messenger RNA, 600 nt
Organism: Vitrella brassicaformis
Lineage: Eukaryota; Vitrellaceae
Source: the annotation of a GenBank genome assembly
GACUCCUUGUUUUCAUUUGACGCCACCGAAACUGACAGUGACAGUCGGAGAUGGCUGAUAAGAGGCGUGAAGCACGGGAAUCAAUCAAGGACAGCAUCGACAAAUGGAUCGAGGCGGCAGACCAUCACGACUCGGGCGUACCUGACGUGAUAACAGGUGAGACAGGGACGCAGAUAUGGCGUUUUACAAGGAAGGCGUCUGUGUCUGUCCGGCGUGCAGCCCUCACGCACUUCAAAGCGUACGUCAAAGAUGAGAUUCACUCAGGUGAUGAGGAUCAUCUGUCUUAAGGAAAGACGGAGGCAUAUUCGCCUCACUCCAUCUCGACUUCUCUCUCUCCCUGUCGGACUGUCCCCCAGUUGUGCAGCAGAUGGACAAGCGACAGACGGAGAUGGAGGCGCACAUCAAGGAGAUGAAGGCGAAGCUGAAAUGAACAUGAGACACUGGAUGAAACACCAAUUGUGAUGGAUGGCCUAUGGAAACAUCAAUUGCCCACGUGCCUCAAUCUGUGUGACGCCAUUGACCUUCCAAACUCAUACAGUGACUGGUCUCUGCCCGGAACAGAUGAUGGGAGGCAUCAUUUGGCUAACCUUGAGACGUGAC